GGGCCUUGUUUUGCUUCUUCGCCAUGGACCACCUUGAAGAUGACGGCGAUCUUCCGCCUCCAUACUCUCCAAAUCCAAAUGCAUCCAGCAGCACCUCCAUCCAGCAUCCAGACCCCCAAUCGUAUUCAUCGCUCUUUUCGGCGCACGUAGCCAAUCUUCGGACGCAAAUCUCUGCUUCGCAGGCUUACCGAGCCUCGGCCACAGACGACCGCGACAGCUACAUCUUAUCCAUCAUCUACCCGCGUGUGGAGGAGUUCAUAUCGUCGAUUUCUGAAAUCUAUCCGACGCCGAGGCUCGCCGAAGCAAUCCUAGUCCCCGACGCAGCGGUCAGCAAUGGCUGGAAGUUCAACGACGAGGACGAUACGCGGGAUGGAGAGUACAGGAGGCUGAUUCGCGUUUGCGAGGCCAAGAAGAAAGAUGGCAGUGACGAGAAACAGUGGCCGUCUGAAAAGGGAUCCGGUAGUAAUGAAACCAAUGAUGGAAUCAGCCCAACCUUGUGGUGGGAAAGCGAAAGCACGGCGCUUCGACUCGCCAAGCACUUACAGCCACAGCGUCCAGCUUCUUCUCCGACAGAUGGACAGGCAGCCAAAACCCGCAGCAAAAAGUCCGGCAUUCGAGGGCUGUUCAAAAGAUCUGAAGAUGCGCCGCAGAAUAUUGCAUCAAAGGAAGAGAGGCCUGUCGAAAGAGUGACGAUGACUACGAGAGCAGAGGAGAUCACCUUUAGAAAAGAGAAUGAGUGUGGGAUCUGGGAGACUAGGACUGGAUGGGGGGUCAUUUUGCGUGUGAGGAUUCACAGUUCUUGAGAAGGGCUGCUUGAUGAUUUCUAGGGACAUUCAGUAUGGCCUUG
Molecule: messenger RNA, 847 nt
Organism: Trichoderma atroviride IMI 206040
Lineage: Eukaryota; Fungi; Ascomycota; Sordariomycetes; Hypocreales; Hypocreaceae
Source: RefSeq, a predicted model, not a curated record